UAUUGUUUAGUUAUAAUAUUUUAUAUUUUGUUUAGUAUGUAAAUAUAGUAAGAAGUUUUGAAUUUUGCAGCAUAUUUGAGGACCACCUCAGUGAAGUCAUCCCGGUUGUUCACACAUCUGUUGGAGGAUGUCGAAUUGUAGGCUCUAUGGUUGCAGGAAACAGACAUGGCCUUCUUGUUCCUCACACGACAACAGAUCCCGAAUUGCAGCACCUGAGAGAUCAUCUGCCAGAAAAAGUCAAAAUUCAGCGCAUAGAAGAAAGAUUGUCAGCUCUUGGUAAUGUUAUUGCCUGUAAUGACUACAUUGCUCUCGUCCAUCCAGACAUUGAUCGGGAAACAGAAGAAAUUAUACAUGAUGUAUUGCAAGUGGAAGUGUUUAGACACACUAUUGCAAACAAUGCCCUUGUUGGAUCUUACGCAGUGAUCUCUAAUCAAGGUGGCUUGAUCCAUCCUAACACCCCAAUGCAAGAAUUGGAUGAACUUUCUAUGCUUCUUCAGGUUCCUCUAGUGGCAGGCACUGUAAAUAGAGGGUCAAAUGGCUUAGCUGCAGGGUUAGUGGUUAAUGAUUGGUCUGCAUUCUGCGGUAUGGACACUACAGCAACUGAACUAAAUGUCAUUGAGAGCAUAUUCAAGAUAACGGAUGUUCCACAGUCUGCAAUUUCCACAACUAUGAGAAAUGCUCUAAUUGACAGCUUGGCAUAAUACCGUGGUAUUAUGUUGGCAAGGUCAUUGAAAGUAAGUGUGACUGUGGCAGUAUUAGUUUCUUUGAAUGCUCAGGUUUGUUGUGGGCAUUUGUUUCUUUAUGUACUGUAUAAUUGUGAUAAUUUUGCCAUUAUAUUUUGACAUAAAUGUAGCUGGUUAGGUUUUGUUAUUACCAUAAGCAUACAGUAUAAAUAAAAUACACUGUUACA
Molecule: messenger RNA, 910 nt
Organism: Macrobrachium nipponense
Lineage: Eukaryota; Metazoa; Arthropoda; Malacostraca; Decapoda; Palaemonidae
Gene: eIF6
Product: eukaryotic translation initiation factor 6-like
Exons: 5
Coding region: 147-701 (184 amino acids)
Biological process (GO): ribosomal subunit export from nucleus; maturation of LSU-rRNA; maturation of 5.8S rRNA
Cellular component (GO): preribosome, large subunit precursor; cytosol; nucleolus
Molecular function (GO): ribosomal large subunit binding
Source: RefSeq, a predicted model, not a curated record